Messenger RNA from Bombus pyrosoma, 5916 nucleotides. RefSeq names its product zinc finger RNA-binding protein (gene Zn72D). Gene Ontology annotation, molecular function: double-stranded RNA binding; zinc ion binding; single-stranded RNA binding. The transcript is spliced from 11 exons. Gene Ontology annotation, cellular component: precatalytic spliceosome. The coding region runs from base 86 to 2974 and encodes 962 amino acids. NCBI's taxonomy places the organism in Eukaryota, Metazoa, Arthropoda, Insecta, Hymenoptera, Apidae. The record is from RefSeq and is a predicted model, not a curated record.
GGCAGCGCCGCCAUUCUAUCGAGUUCGUGGCACGCCCUACAACUUCCUCCAUUGCCCUUCUUUCCGGGAUUCUCUGCGAGGAAGGAUGGCUCAGAACAAUUAUUUUGGGUUUACUCACGGCGGAACGCAAUAUGGAGCGACAAGCGCAGCCGCUUAUCAGACUGGUCAAGCGGGAUACGCAGUAACUCCAGCGGCAACUGCCGCCACGUACACUCAACGACCCGCUGCUGCCGCGGCUACAGGUUACGAAACGUAUCAAGCGGCCGCCGCUGCAGCCGCUACUGGGACUACAUACGCUGCUGCUAAUCCUGGUACUGUGGCUCAGACAUACGAUUACGGUUACGGACGUGCUGCACCUGCAGCUACAUACGACGCUGCUAAAACUUAUUAUCAGCAACCUGCUGCAGCUGCAGCGACUUACACUACGACAGAAACACAUUAUCAAGCUGCGAAACCUGCAUAUAGUACCACUAGUGCUUAUACAGGCACAGCCAGACAAGCUACUACUACUGGACAAGCUAAAACAUACCAAGCAUCAAGUACAGCUUAUCAGCAGUCUAAUCCUACUCAAAGUGCUACCUAUUCUUCAGGAUAUACAGCUCCUGCAACACCUGCGGCUACACCAUCGACGGCUACAAAUAGUUGGCAGGGCUACGGGCGAAAGGGAUUUGGCACUGGAGGGGGAGGAAUGAAGGCAAUGCGGCCCAAGCAGCCCCCUAAGCCACAACAACUACACUAUUGCGAUGUCUGUAAGAUCAGCUGUGCUGGACCUCAAACGUACCGUGAGCAUCUGGAGGGCCAAAAACAUAAGAAGAAAGAAGCUUCUCUGAAAGUACCGCAGCAACCACCGGCACGUGGGGCAGGCAACAGUCUACGUUGCGAACUUUGUGAUGUAACUUGUACUGGAAAUGAUGCUUAUGCCGCUCAUAUCAGGGGGGCUAAACAUCAAAAAGUUGUCAAGUUACACACUAAACUUGGGAAACCAAUACCAAGCGCAGAUCCAACAGUUCUGAACCCAAAACCAGCAGCCACAGCUAAAACUGCAGGGGUUAAGAAGCCAACCGUAACGGCUACUCCUAAAAUUAACUUUGUUGCUUCUGGAAAUUUGGGGACUGUAAAUCAAAAUCAAGCCCCGGAAAUUAAGACAGAGGAAACUGUAACAGAGGAAACUGUCGAAGAAGCAGCUGUUGAUGAAAAAGAUAUUCAACCAGUUGGUCAAGAGUACAUAGAAGAAAACAAAUCCGAAGAUGGAAAAAUUAUAAGUUUUAAUUGUAAGCUUUGUGAAUGCAGAUUUAAUGACCCCAAUGCCAAAGAUAUGCAUAUGAAAGGAAGACGACACAGAUUCGCUUAUAAGAAAAAAGUUAAUCCCGACUUAGUUGUUGAUAUGAAACCAAGUCUGAAACAAAGAAAGAUGUUAGAAGAAAAAUUUCGUAGACAACAAAUGCGAGACGAUUACUUACGACGUAGAGAAGAAAUUAAUCAAUUGGGACCUAUGGGUCCAAUGAUGGACGAGGAAAUGAUGUACUGGGAAGAGAGACGUCGUUACGAAGAAGAAUGUGAGUACUAUGAAUGGUAUCGACGCUAUGGACGUGGACCUGGAGCUCCACCAAUGCCACGUCCUUUCCCAGGACCACCACCAAUGAUGAUGUUCCCUGGUCCUCAAAGAAGGCCAGAUUCAUCAGAUGACAAACAUGUAUUAGCUCAUCAUACCACCAUAUAUCCUAAAGAACAGGAAUUGCUGGCAGUUCAGAAGAUCGUUUCACAUACUGAAAAAGCAUUGAAAUUUGUAUCUGAUACAUUGGCUGAAGCAGGCAAGAAAACAGUUCCAUCUAUUACUAAUGCUACAUCAACGACUCCAACUACGACUACACCGCAGCAACCUCAACAACAACAACCACAACAACAGCAACAAAAUACAGAUAUAGUCAAAAUUAAAGAAGAUUCUGACAAAAAGAAAACAACAACGCCGCAGAAAGAAGAUGGCAGCGACGGCAAUUUGUUUUCAUUCCAAAAGGAAAAAGAAGAUUCCAGGAUAUUAAGAGGGGUAAUGCGUGUUGGCAAUUUAGCGAAGGGACUUCUAUUAUCUGGUGACAAUCACGUUUGUCUUGUAGUCCUGUGUGCAGAAAAACCAACACGAUCAUUAUUGAAUAAAGUUGCUGAGAUACUUCCGGCACAGUUGAAGAUCGUAGCUCCAGAUGAUACUUACAAUGUUGGGAAGCACCCAGAGUCAGCAGCAUUAACUGUUUCAGGAGGCAGCGUGACUGUUAGCGUAACACUUACCAGUCCUUUAAUGCGCGAAACUCCCAAACCAGCUGCUGCUGCAGAUAAUGCUGGACAGCAGCAACAGGGAGCUGCUCAACCGCAAACAACGCCCGCGGCGCCCGCUGUGACGAAACCAGAUCCACCAGAUGUACUUCCCAAGGCUAAGUGUUUGGAGGCUUUAGCUGCACUCAGGCAUGCCAAGUGGUUUCAGGCUAGAGCAACUUCACUGCAGAGCUGUGUUAUGGUCAUUCGCAUAAUGCGUGAUCUUUGUAACCGUGUACCCACGUGGGGACCAUUAAACCCAUGGGCACUAGAAUUGUUAACUGAGAAAGUGAUUAGUACCGCUGGAGGACCUCUUAGUCCAGGUGAAGCGUUAAGAAGACUUCUAGAAUGUGUUGCUGGAGGAAUAUUGCUUCCAGGAAGUCCAGGAUUAUCUGAUCCGUGCGAAAAAGAACCAGUUGAUGCAAUAGGCAAUAUGACAGCCCAACAAAGGGAAGAUAUAACUGCUUCAGCGCAACAUGCUUUACGAUUAGUUGCAUUUCGUCAAAUUCAUAAAGUUUUGGGCAUGGAACAACUUCCGCCACCUAAAUAUAAGGGCCGAUAUGCUAGAAAACGAAGACGUGACAACAGUAAUGGUGAAGGCACGGAUAGUGAGGCUUCGAAGAAAGAUAAAAAAGCAGAGGAGAUCAAAAUGGAGACCGACUCCAAGUAGAUCUACCAAAAUAUUCGCUUUAUCGAUUUACUCAUAACUUAUAUAGUAUAAGAAAUAAAAUUUUCUCGUGUCAAUUGCUUGUUCAAUGAAGUUGUUUCUAUAUUGGAAAGAUAUCAAGAUUUAAAACAAGACUAAUGAUCUAUUAAUACAGUAUUGUAAUUAUUUGGAAUGUAUCUCCUUUUGGACAACCAAUAGCGCAUCGUUUUAAUUCGCAAUCGUGAUUUUAAUGGCGAAAGAAAUUAUUAGGUCGGAUUAUAUCAUUGCACCUUGACUUUGUUUUUGAAUGUAUAAUAAUAUCAUAGAGUUGUCACGUUUCUAUUAGUACUAAGUUUAAUAUUUUAAUGACAAAACAUUAUGCAUUGCUUUGUCUGUUGAGAUUUAAUUUUUUUAGCAAGUUCCAAACAUCUUUAAAAUAAUGCAAUAUUUCGGAUUUCAUUUAUUGAAUUUAUUUUACGUAAAUUCUAGUUUUCAGAAUUAUAAAAAUAAGUAUGGCGUUAGUUUUAAAAUAAAUAGUUACACUUUUGCAAGUAUCUCACUGGACACUUCUAAAAAGACUAAAGAUCUUUCCCAAACAGGCAAUUGGUACGAUUAGUUCCAGCACUAGGAAUUUGUCAGAGGAAAUGAUGAAUACGUUAAUUAGUUUUGAAUUACUUAUUUAGCUAUAUUUCAAAGUCACAAUGUAUGAUGAAAAAGUUUAAUAGAAAAGGUGGUGUAAAAACUGAACAUUUAUAAGUUUUGAAAAGUUAAAAGUAGGUUAGUUUGUAUUGAGAAUUCGUGUGUAUGUUGUGUGUGUAGUCGUAAAGAAGUGCAGAAUGUUUCUUUCCCUGCAUAAACAACUCCUAACAACGUAUGUUCACACCGCGUGUACUGAUUCACGCAGAAGAUUCCAAGAAAGCAGAGUUGAAAAAUCAAUCAUUAAAAUAAACGCUUUGCUGUCUAAUGAGGGUUAAGUGCACGUGUUAAGAAUUCUUAAUAUUUUCCUGUAGUUUGUUUACAAAUUUCACCGGAAGUCGAAUACUAUUUCAAAAUGUUUACAUUUAAUAAAUUCUUUUGACAUAGUGUAUGAAUCUUCUGUUGUACACAUGCAAUUCCUGAUUGAAUAAACCGAACAUGCAUGAGAUAAGAAUAAGGUUUUCUUCACUUCCAUAUUCCUUUGCAUAUUACAAUAUUGUGUAAGAGCUUUUACAAAUAAGAUGAGUUGAUAAUAAGCAUCCUCUUUAACAAGAAGGCCACACACACAAUAGCACUUCGAUUGUAAGAUUAUAAUUAGCUAAUCUUUUACAGAAAAAAGAACACUUGACAUAUAAAGAAAGUUAAUUUAUUUUUGGAUGGCACCGAGUAGAACUGAGACUGAUAUUGUAUUAAUUUUUUAAUGAAACAUGUAGAAGAUAGGAUAUAAAACUAAAGGAAAUAUAAUUUACGUUUAAUUUAAGAAGAUAAUUUAUAUAAAUUACGAACAUAAUUUCAUAUAACAUUUAUUCUGUUUGGUGCAACUAGUCCUUUCAAAUAAGUGUAUUAACGAUAUUCAAAUUCUAUAAUUUCGAUCUUUCUGCUUCUUAUCUUCGUCCUUUAAUUAGGGUAGGCUGAUAGGUUAUAAUAAUUAUAAGACAAAGUAUUAAGCCAUUUUUGUUUUUUCUGUUUUACAGUAUUAAUUAAAGUAUGUUUGUAUAUAUUUAAAUAUAUGAGAGACAUGUGUAAUAUCUUUAAUUUAUUAUUAUUUGUUAAACCAAAUAUUAAUGUAAUGUAAUGCGCUAUAUAUCUGCAGAUAUAUUACGAAGGAAAUUCACAAAUUUUUUUCAUUCAGUACCUCAAAUCUACAAAAACGUGUGUGUAGAGCCUUUAUAAAGUUUCAAAUCUAAAUAAUGCAUAUUAUCUUUUCAGUAUUGAGAACUGGAUGAUGUACUGAAAUUAAGGUGGGAAUUACGUUAUAUUUUUUUCAUAUAGAAAAAUCAUAUCAAACGUUCGCUGUGCCAUUCUAAUUAUACUUUACUUUUAAGAACAAUAUGUGAUUUAUUUCAUGUGAGAAAAGCUAUUACGUGUUCUAUUAUAAACGUACUUCGAUAGUGGAAGGUAAAUAUAUUGUUCUUAGAGUUCAGCUAUAUUAUCUGCGAGCUUUUUCGUUUUUUUUCCUUAUACUAAUGAUUCGUUGUAAUUAUUGAUCAAUUACGUAAUUGUUUAGUUACUUAAAACUGGUUACUUCGAUGUUAAUGAUGAAAUAUUAAAUUAACACGUUGAAUGUCACGGGGGUCAUUGGUAACCGGCGCGCCAAGAUUAGUAGAAACACAUAAUUUAAACAAAUAUCAAUAGUUAUAAAUUUUUCAUUAUUACCAUUGUUAGUACAAUGGUGUGACGAAAUUAAUGAAGCAUAAAACAUAUAGAAAUAGUUUCAUUUAUACAUGAAACAUAAACUUAUUAUGUGUGCAUAUUGCGAUGCACAACAAAGUAAGGGUGAGCCAGCACAGUUUUCACAAUAUGUUACGACUUAUGAAAAAUUAAGUAGAAGACAUGAAAUGCACAAAUUUUUGUAGCAUAUAAAAGUAUAAUAAACGCUCUUACUUGAUUGUUAAACGCUCUCGACAAGAAUAAAUACGCGGAACAAUUAUUUAACAAGUCGAAGAAAUAAUAUGAGAUAAUUGAUAAUUAUAAAAAAUAAGUGAUUCCUGUGAAAUAGCACUUCAGUGCCAUGGGAUCGCCGGUGACCUCUGUGAGAUAAAUUCAUUAAAUAUAAUUAUACAUCAUAAUUUAUCUCUUGUAAGUAAUAUUUCAACAUUAUAUGUAUCGCAUAAUACAAAAUUCAUCAUUUUUAAUUGAAGAAGAUAAUUUUUGUAAAUUACGAACAUAAUUUUAUAAAACAUUCAUUCUAUUUGGUGUAACUAGGCGCUACGGGUAGUCCCUGUAAAGAUAGAAUGGCAUUCAACAUGUUAAAAUUGUACAUAAGUAUC